CCGAAAUGUUGCGAUGCAUGCAGUUUAUUUGGAAGUUAUAUUAUUAAAUAAUGUCAAAUAGAACUGAAAACUUAACUCGCAUCUGAUACAGAGCAACACCGUGUGGACCGUGAAAGCAGCCUCUCUGAGGCUGUUGCUGGGAGCUCCGGCCAAUCAAAGCAUACAGCGCUCCCGUGUCCAGCCGUAAAAUACACCGAGAGAGCGGCCCCAGUACACCGGAGCGUGCAGCGGAGGCGGGGAGGGGCAUCAGCCCGUUUGGGGGGAAUGGCGGAUGGGGAUGCUGUCUUGUCUGUGGAAUGGGACAGUGGUGAUGAGGGUUUAGCCAUGGAUCCAGAGAAAACGCUGACUUUCUGCCACGGGCUGCAGACUAUGGAGAUGACUAUGUCCCUGCAAGGGCUGGAUGUAACCGAAGAAGCUACGGUGCCUGUGAAACAGAUCGAAAUGAGCACAAUCAAUAAGAUGGCGAGGCAUCCAAAGUACUGUCCUGGAGUGAACAACAGUCCAGGUUACCUGUGUGAAACGGGACAUUGCUGCGGGGAGACGGGCUGCUGCACCUACUACUAUGAACUCUGGUGGUUCUGGCUCUUGUGGACGGUGCUCAUCCUCUUCAGCUGUUUCUGUGCUUACCGCCACCGCCGGGCCAAGCUGAGAAUUCAACAGCAGCAGAGGCAAAGAGAAAUCAAUCUGAUCGCUUACAACGGCGCUUGCAACUACCCUUCAUCAAUGCUGGACCUCAGUUUUCUGGCUUCCUUCAAGUUGCCCUCUUACGAGGAGGUUGUUGCGCAGCCCAGCACCCCUCCCCCUCCUUACAGCUCCAUCUUUGCACUGCAGGGAGGUGCCACAGUAGGUCCUAGCUCCUCUUACCCCCAUCAUCACCACCACCGUCACCCCUGCCCUCCCUACUUGGGCCCCGGCCCCAGCGGUCUGACCUCCUCACAGAGCUCUGAUAACUACACCAGCUGCUCCUGUGAGUCUUGCUCCCUCACCUCCCCAUCCAGCACCUCCUUCUCUGUCCAGGUGACGGAUGAGACGUAUGACAGCAGCCACAUGUCCACGCCCAGUGAAGCAGGAGGAGAUUUGGCCGUGGUGCCAAGGGUCGGGGUCCCCUUCACGCUGAUGCCAUCGCCACCCUCGCAGGUUCCACCUGAUGUUAUACCUACUGUCACUCCAGAUGUCAUUCCGGUGCAGAGAUGUUCCUCUAACGGUAGUGAAGGAGUCUCGCCUCCAUCUCAUCCACUUACUCUCACUUUGCACUCCCGUCCUUCACACUCCUCUCGCCUUCCGCUCUCUCCCCUCUCGCUGCUAUCUUCAAUUCCCGCUGGUCAAGUCCACCCUCUCGUUCCAUCGGACCCACUCGAAGCCAUGGCUCUUCAGAGAGCGAAAGAAGAGACGUCACCUCAUGAUCCAAAAACCAGGCCCCUGCACUCAGCUCCUAAGCAGGCUCUCCUCUUAUCAAACGUGGCUGUCUCUGUGCACUGCGGCGGCAAGGAGGAGCAAAAAAGGGAAAAAGAAGAAGAAGAGGAGGACGACGACGAAGACGAGGAUGAGGAGGACCAUUUCCGGCAUCGACGGCUGACGGGUGACUCGGGUAUUGAGGUGUGCCGCUGCCAUGUGAAAAGAGGGCAACAAGAGGAUGAGGAACCAAAGAAGGGGCGCUUCGAUAAGGGAGGGAAAGAUGUCGUGAAGGAAGGGGAGAAGGUGCUGCAGGACGGCGUGGACUGUUCCCAGCAAAAGAAGGUCGCCGCACAGUCGUCCAGCACGGACGACUGCGCGGAGCAGCGCGGCCAUGUCUCUUCGCCUUCUAGCGUCAUCAUUAACAGAAACGAGGCUAUCAUCACUGUGGAGUCCCUGUAAGUAAACAGCCAUGGAAGGAAGGAAAAGUGGGAUAGCAUGUGUAACCGGAUGAGUGACGAAUUAAAGGAAAAAAAGAAAGCGAUCGGUCUUAGGGAAGAUUUGAGCUAUCAGAACAGAUUCACUGCAUCUUAGUGUUGGUUCUACAAAUCUCUGUAAAUCUACUGAAGGGAUGGCACACUAUUUUUUUUGUCCUUUUUUCUUUAAAAAAAAAAGGGGCAUUUGGAUGAUGGUUGUAGAAAGUCUCCAAAAUCUUCCAUUAGUGUAUAACUGAGCUGAGAUCAGGUGACUGCACAGGCAUUAGCAAAAUUAUUGACAUGAUUUUCAUACUCAUCCAACCACCCUGUGACCUCUGAUGGACCGCCCUGUGGAUGGGGACAACCCUGGAAGACUACUACGUUAAUAAGACGAGUGAACUAUACCAACAGCUUCUGGGUUUUCCUUUAAUUUGUCAUCCGCCUGUCGAUGAAGACUUAAGAAGUGAAAAAUGUGAUCACUGAAGAAAAGUCUUGGAGAGCUUACAGAAAUGUCUGCAAGCCAUCAGAUCGGAUGAGUAACAUUUUUAGGAGGGGGUCUCUGUAUUUUAUUUUGGGAUCCCCAGACCUCAAAGUUCUUGUGAUUUAUAAGAGAUGAUUUGGGUUUGUUGUGGAGUACGAGGUGUUCUUUUCUUAAAAUGCAAAUGGCUCAAAAUCCUAAAAAUAAUUCCACUUUCUGCAUCCUUUUCUUGCUAGAGCCACUAUGAUAAAAUGUUUGUCAGUGUUUCUCUGUACGAAGCAUCGAAGCAGCAUUUUUAGCUCUGAAAUGGAGCUCGCAUCACCGGCUGCCAGCCUGUGGAUAUAAAAUAUUCUGACUUUUGUCAAAUCCACACAUUUUAACAUAAAAUAUUGGUCAUCUUUUUAGGCAUUUAAACAUUGAAAGACCUUUUCUUUUUUUUAUUGGAGCCCACUUCCCUUAUCAUAGAUAGAUUGAUUCAGUGGGUCAGUGUUUUAUACCUUGUGUCUUAUGUUGCCUCCUUCUUAAAGAUUUUUUUAAAAAGGGGGGCGGGUACAAACUUUAAUUAAAUGUGCAGGUGGCAAAGCUUUACUAUGAUAUUGUAGUUAUACAUUAUAGUUUCAGACUGUUACAUCAGUAUACUGUAUACUUAGCCAGCUGUUUGUCUUUGGGUUCAGUGCAGUUUUAACGUGCUCCUGCCUUUUGCAAGGCAAUAUCACUCUGAAUCCUCGUGUUGAGUUUUUUACUAGGCGCACACUUUAAGCCUAAACUGAUAAUGAAUGUAAAAGGUUAUGCAUUGCAACAAAAAAACGCACUCAAAGCUGUUUUUUGAGGAUUUUUUUAUAGCAUGAUGCUCGACUGAAAGCUUUUUGUUUGUUUGUUUGUUUGUUUGUUUUUAACAAAAAGAAAAAAAAUAACAGAGUUAUGCCAGCGUGGCAAUCCAGUCUGUAGGCGUGUGCUUCGAGAAGUCACUUUGGAAAGACGUGCCCAUCGUGAUGACUGUUUGUGUCGAGUGAUGCUUGUUAAAUAUCAAAGGUGUAAAUGUACGAUGGAAGCAUCUGAAGUCACAGAACAGAAUCUCCUUUAUUUUAAAUACUGCUGUGGCAAAACGGGAUUUCGCAGAGUCAGACUGUUUUUCUCUAAAUGCCUCCUGGUUGAUGACUAGUUGACAUCCAGAGCAAGGCCAAGGAUUACAUUAGCCUGCCAUGCUCACCUGGCGGGGGAUAGCACAUACGUUCUCUCUCGUAGUUAUCUGUCAGUACAACAAUGUGCUCAAAAAUAAACGGAGAGCGUCUCACAACACAAUUUGUACAUGUUUGUCUUGCCGUAGUUGUUAUUAUGAGACAAGGGUCUCAGUAGUUCGCUGACUGGAGGCCACUUUUUUCGUGUCCCUAGUUGUUUAAUGCCUAAGGGCAAAGCUUUUAACUCUUAGUAGUGUGGAGAGAAAUCUAAUUUAGCACAGUUCACUCCUAAAAAAGAACAAGUCACAUUUGCUCUUUUGAACAUUCAGAUGUGAGUUUGCAUGGAAGUUUGAGUGGCAGUUUGCUUUCUGAUGAUCUCUUGAUGAUCAUCUUCAAAGCACCUCUGCAGUGACUCGCUGAUGGCCUGACAGAGAUGGUUCAUCCUCUGGACAUACUGGCAAAAAAGCCUUUUUGGAGCCUUGCGUUUCUUCUCAUUUUCAUUAGUUUUAGGUAAUGUGUGUCGUUGAUCAGUGGUGCCUAGUUGAAAAAGUAUUUUUCUGUUAGGAAUCCGUAGUUUCCCAGCUAAUCUGAGCGUGUGCGUGCGUGUGUGUGUGGAUUAGGAAUAGCUGUAAAUCGAAUGGCGAAAAUAUUUUCUAAGAGUACUUAGCAGUCUCUUUUUAAAAUGCUCAUAUUACAUGUGAGACUUGCAAAAAUAGUAUUUAGCAAUAGUAUUCACACUUUUUUUUCCUUAUUCUGGUUUAUGCUGGCUGACAGGAAAUGAGAUGAACUGAAAUGACAUUUACCUCUUUAUGACUCAUAUGCUAGCUGUGCUGGGCAAAGGCCCUCGAUUGUACAAACACAGCAGUUUUUAAAAAAAAUGCCUUUGGCGUAAGUGCAAGCUUAUAUUAUCGGGUUGUAUUUUAAAGCCCCAGUGUGUGUCUUGCAUGUUACUGACCUUAAACUUUAGUGUUUUGUAUUGAUUUUUUUUUAAGCUCAUCUGACUGAAGGUUCAGUGCGCUUACGCCAUAGCGAGGCAUCCGUCGUCCGUUUGUCCCACCGCAAUUCACAAGAAUCCAUACUCCUCCCAGAGUACUGGUCAGAUUUUAAUGAAACACAGUGAUCACCUGAUGUGUCUUCACCCACACUGUGCUCAAGGUCAAGGCUGUACAAGUCAUUUUUACAAGAAUCGCUUCUCCUCCUGGAGUAUUGGUCUGUCUUUAGUGAAGCAAGGCUAGAUAAUCCUGGAUACGACUGUUUGUGAGCCUCCUUGACUUCUCCCUCGACUUUAAUUAUCAUUCAUUUGUGCAAAAGAGCCGCACAGCUUUCUUUCUGUACUUCACACAUUACAACAACCUUUGAACUGUGAUGGAUCAUGAAGCAAAUGAGCUGUAAUGUCACUGACGCUUUGGUUAGUGAGUGCUUAGUUUUUUUACAUUUUAUUGUAGAUUUUAAUUAGGAUAAUUGUCUUAAGGGGCAUCAUUCUGUUUUAAAUUUUACACUUAGAAAAGAGGCCAAAAAAUACCAUUUUUAUAUGGCGUCCUCUUGAUAUUAGUUUAGAAAGUAUCCAUCCACUUUCUUCCGCUUAUCCAGUUCAGGGUCAUGGAGGCUUAGCUGGAGCCUUUGCCAGCUGCCAUAGAGCAGAGGUGGGGUACACUCUGGACACGUUGCCAGUCUCAUAUUCAUAUGAAUGGGCAAUUUACAAUGCUUGGAGUCUGAGAGUAAGCCAGAAAGAACAGGGAAAACAUGCAGACUCCCAGAAACACUUCAUGGAUUUGAACCCAAGACCUUCUUGCUGUGAGGCAACAGGUUCAACCACUGCACUACUGGCAUAGAAGCUAUUAACAAAAACACAAAGUUAGCGUGUGGAUCUAUCGGAUACUAGCUGAGGUGGUUCAGGCAUCCGAUUAGAAUGCCUCCUGGGUGAGAUUUCCUGGGCAUGCCCCCGUGGAAAGAGGCCCCGGGGUAGGCCCAGGCCACGCCGGAGACACUACGUCCCUCAGCACUGCCUGGGAAUGCCUCGGUGCUUUCCCCGAAUGAGCUGAAGGAGGUGGCUGGGGAGAGGGAGGUUUGGGAUUCCCUUUUGAUCCAGCCCCAGAUGAGCUGGUGGAAAGCGGAUGGAUGGAUGGAUGUUUAAUUUCUAUGACUGAACCUGAACAAGAUGGUGAAACAUAGGAGUCACACACUGGGGUUUAUUGUAUCCCGACUCCUGCUUUCAUUUGACGUCAGUGUAAAUAGAAGCGGUUUGAUUUGUCUCGCCUUGUCAGAAGCCAAUUUGUGUGGAGAAAUAUGCCCCAGAUUUUACCUUUGUUACCACUCUUUGGCCAAGGCCUGAUAUAAGACUGUUACCUCGCUCGAGUUUUGACUGUAAAGGACUGUUCUCUCCUUCUGAAGAUAGUAUCUACUAUAUAUUUGUACUGAUUUUAUUUUGUAAUGCCAAAAGUUAAAGAAUUGAAUAAAAAUACAAAAAAAAAACCAAACCUCACAUUGGUACAGCCGUUGAACCAUUUUGCCAGAAAACAAAAAACAAAACAUCCAAUCCUUUUGAUUCAGGAUAACUCAAGACUGUCUCCUUCUACUCCUGCAGCUACGAGACAGCAGCAUAUAUAGCAGUAUGUAUAUGUGACUGUACAUGGAAUAGUUCCGAUUAAUAUUACUACAACAUGUGGUGUACUUUGAAGGUAUCUUUGUGCAAUUCUACCUGCGGCUCUUCAGCGUGUCGUACGUAUGUGUGAGAGAGUAACCGUGCCGUUUUCUUGUUAAAAAUCACUGUCGCUUAUUGUGAGGAUAAUGUUGAGUAUAAUGUUAACAUAAUAACUGUCGAUUUAAAAAAAAAAAGCCAAAACUUUUUCGUGUCAUCAUGGAUAUCAAGUUGAUUUUGUAUCUUGGUGUAAAGCAGAUUCAGAGGUUUCCGAUGCAUACUGAGUGAGAUGUUCUCACGUUUGUUGUGUCUGUUUGGUUGCACACCAUCAUGUUUUUUUGCUUUGUUUGUUUGGGGGGGUUUUUUUUUGUUUUGUUUUUUGUUUUUUAGAAGGUGGGGUUGUAUUUAGAUUUCUUCCAUCUCACUGAUCAUCACUGAGAUUCUGCGAUAUUGGACGCAGACGUCUGCUUAACUCUAUUGAACAGAAAACUGUGGAUUUUGUGUCAAAAUAAAUGUGCUACCAAAUA
Molecule: messenger RNA, 6689 nt
Organism: Maylandia zebra (zebra mbuna)
Lineage: Eukaryota; Metazoa; Chordata; Actinopteri; Cichliformes; Cichlidae
Source: RefSeq, a predicted model, not a curated record